Molecule: messenger RNA, 2241 nt
Organism: Rhizophagus irregularis DAOM 181602=DAOM 197198
Lineage: Eukaryota; Fungi; Glomeromycota; Glomeromycetes; Glomerales; Glomeraceae
Source: RefSeq, a predicted model, not a curated record
AUGCAACUAAAACAAAUUAAUAUUGAAGUUAUAACACAAGAGGAUUUGAAAGAUCAGUUUUGUCAAGAUUUAGGAAAACAAUUUGCAUUAAAAAUAUGGAAAUCUCGAAUUGAAUUAACUUUAAAUAAGAAUCAAUUACAGAAUCCACAAUCCAUAGGUGAAUACGUAUCCAGUUUUCCUUCAUGGUUGGUAAAUUUUUUUUAUGCAUUUUUAACUGGUAUCUAUGAAAAAAAAAUGGCUAUUGUAAAUCAAAGACGAAAAGCAAGAAAUAUAUCAAUAAAAGCUAAUGAUCCAGUUCAAAUUACCAAAAUUGUUUCAUUAUUCUUAUCCAUUUUGAUUAGCAUUACCUUUCCUUCACUUCAAAUCUGGUUUUCUACAAUAAUUGCCAGCCUUACACGAAAACCAAAAAUGGCGGGUGAUUUAACAAAUCUUCUUGCUGUCUUAAAAGUUUUAUCUCACUGUAAGGAACAUGAACGAAGAUUAGAAAAAGAGAGAAUGAAUAAAGUAGAUCCAACAAAGCGUUUAAAAAAAAAUUCUUACUUUUGGAAUCUAGCCGUAAUAGACAAUAUAGACUUUAAGGAAAAAACUUUUUCCUAUGGCAAUAUAUUUGACAUUACACGUGGCACAUCACAUGCAACUCUUCGAAUGAAAAUAUUAGAUCUUUAUGAUGAAAUAUUAGAUGAAUGUUUAGGAUUUUAUUAUUCUAAUAAUGAUCAUGAAAACUUACAAUUUGAGACAAAUUUUGAUAUUUCUACAGUACAUAAAAAACUUAUUGAAAGAAUGGAUCGAGGAUGUUUUGGAGACCUACAGCAUGUAGUAAUUUUGGAAGCGGGUGGUAUUCCAAAUACAAAUGAGGGAAUCUUUAAUGCAGCAAAAAUGUAUAAAAAUGAUUUUUCGUUAAGUUCUGAUGAAUAUUUGGAUAUCGUUGCUGAUGAAUCUAUAUUUCGGCGGUUAAUAAAUUUACGAAAAGAGUGGCCAAACCUUCGACCUAUUCUUGGUUCAUGGCAUACUAACAAAGAUAUGGCAUCAGCUCUUAUUAGUAUAUUCUCAAGCUACGGAAUUUUUGAUUUAGCUGCUGCAGUUGGAGUCAAAUAUAUAGACAAAUUGGAGAAGGUUGUUGACUAUCGGGCUACAGUCCGGAUUAUAGAAUUAAUUUGGGUUUCAGUUGGUAUAGCUUUACGAAUACAUUUAAAGUCAAAAAAUAUGCAUAAAUAUGAUAUUAUGGAUGACAAAUAUGAAGAAUACCAAAUACUUAAAAUCUGGUAUUUAUUUUAUAAUUGGGCGGGUUUAUUUAUUGCACAUAGAAUUGGUAUUCGAAUAGGAAAUUUUAAUAUUCAAAAGAAUACUUUAGCUGCUUUUAGUCCCCUGCUUCCUUCAGCUGGAAAAUCUAAUUAUGCUCAAUCGGUUUCACAUUUCUUUGGAAUUCUUGAACAAUACCCCAAAUUAGAGGAAAAAUUGCAAGUUGCAGGGUCUUUUAAAGUAUCAGAAGAUAGAUUUGGACAUUUUAUGGCAUUUGACGAAGCUCUAGAAACAUUCGGAGUAAAAUUUAUUAAGCAGAAUGUUACAGGUAAUGUUAUAGAUCAGGAAAACCUUAAGCGACAAGUGAAAGCAUCUCAGUCAGAGUAUGAACGAAUAGAAUUAUUUUUGAAUGAAUAUUUGCAUAACAAUACCUCUACUAAUCAUGAACGAUCAACAAAUUUAAGAAAAGAUGAAAUGUGGAGUUUGGUGGAGAAAUUGUUGAUAGCUUUUGAUACCAAAGAUUUCAAUCAUUAUAAUCAAACACAUGAUCUUUUCCAUACUUCAUAUCCAAAAGAGAUUCAUGCUGAUGGAAUAAGACGAUUAAAGGAAUGCUAUAAGCGGGGACUUCACCGUAUACAUCUCAUAUAUGCACAAGAAGUGUUAAAAAAAGAAAAAAUUGAUACUACAGGACGAAGGGUAAAAGAAGUAUUAGUUACCAAAUGUAAAGAUAUUGAAAAACCUCCCAGAAAAAGAAAAAACACAAAUAUUUUAGAUAACCAACCUGGAUCAUCUGAUGAACCACCUAAGAAGCGAGUACGUCGAAUUCCAUCAAAAGAAGCUGUUGAAAUACUUGCCCCGAUGGUGGCCCAUUCUUUACCACCUACUAAAGAAGAAGUACAACGAUAUCUUGCUGCACUUGAAGGUAUAUCUUCAUCUUCAGAUAUUUGGGACGCAGCUCGAUUAACUCAGUAUUAUAAAAAUCGACAUAAAAAAGCUAAAUAA